AUAUUUUGUAGUGUUGACAAAGACAUCCCUUGCCAGAAGGAACCCAAAUUUAUUGUGUUCUGUACGAGGCUACUGGCUAUAUUCUCGAUUUUUUGUUUUAAAUGCAAGAGUGAAGGGCCAGACGUCACCAUGAAGAAGAAUGGCACCAUGGUAACAGUGAUGCAGAAUUGCAGAAAUUGUGGUCCUAACUCACUUCUGUGGAGGUCACAGCCAAUGGUGCUUGGGCGGUAUCCGGCAGGGAAUAUCCUGCUAAGCUUUGGAAUUCUAAUGGCAGGGGCAACUGUUAGUAAAGUGCUCCUGGUUCUAAAACACAUAGGCAUUUCUGUAUACAAUGCACAGACUUACUUUGUCCACCAGAGCACGUUUUUAUUCCCAGCCAUUCUGACCUACUGGGAACGAUACAGGUCCAAACUGGUGAAUCAGAUUAAAGAAAAGGGAGAGGCAAUUUGGUGCGGAGAGGGCAGAUUUGACUCCAUGGGACACUCUGCAAAAUAUGGAGCGUACACAAUGUUCUGUUGUGCAGUUGCUAAGAUUGUACAUUUUGAGCUGGUUCAAGUAUAUUUUCAUCUAUAUCAACAAAUAUAG
Porites lobata is the source of this 585-nucleotide messenger RNA. The record is from the annotation of a GenBank genome assembly. Lineage: Eukaryota; Metazoa; Cnidaria; Anthozoa; Scleractinia; Poritidae.